This is a messenger RNA of Cucurbita moschata (crookneck pumpkin), 2063 nucleotides long. Its product is annotated as U-box domain-containing protein 4-like. The coding region runs from base 254 to 1633 and encodes 459 amino acids. The record is from RefSeq and is a predicted model, not a curated record. Gene Ontology annotation, cellular component: nucleus; cytoplasm. NCBI's taxonomy places the organism in Eukaryota, Viridiplantae, Streptophyta, Magnoliopsida, Cucurbitales, Cucurbitaceae. Gene Ontology annotation, molecular function: protein binding. The transcript is spliced from 2 exons.
GUGACGAUUAGAACCAUACAAGGCCUUGUAGCUCUAUCGAAACCCAGAUGCCAAAGCUGGAGUAAAGGCGCUCAACGACGACAACAACAACACACACAGAAAGCAAAAAUACCUGUUCCGUUCCGCCAUCAGAUUCCUUUCUCUCUCUCUACUUUUCCGGCCAUGAAAUUUUCCUGAGAAACAGACUGGAAUUUUCGCUGUAAGUUUAAUUUUGGGGGUUUUUGAACAGAGAUUUUUCUUUCCGCUUUUGGAAAUGGUGUCGAUUGAGGAUUCUCAUUCGAGUUCUAAUCGGUUUCCUUUGGGGAGGAAUUGUUACAGUCCGACUUCUACAACUUCCAGUAAAAUUAGUAGGAACAUUGGCCGUUCUAUGCGAACUAUUCGUUCCAAUUUCUUUCAAGAUGAUAAUAGUUGUACGUUUAAUGGGUCGGUGGCCGGGAAAUCAGGCUGCAUCUCUGAGAAUCUCACUGAUUCUGUCAUCGACAUCAGGCUUGGCGAGUUGGCAUCGCGCAGCCCUAAGUGGGCUAGCCAAUCGUCUGAACAGGAAGAGGAUUUUCUCGAACUUUCUCAUGCUUUCAGUGAUUUCUCUGCUUGUAGCAGUGAUAUUUCGGGUGAGUUGCAGAGACUUGCGAGCUUACCGUCCAUGGCGGUUGUUUCUAAAAGAGAAGGUGGAGAUGCUGAGACCGAGCCUGAGCCAUGCUUAGGGUUUCUGCAGAGGGAGAAUUUCUCCACUGAGAUUAUUGAGAGUAUUUCGCCCGAAGAUCUGCAGCCGACUGUCAAGAUCUGCAUCGAUGGGCUUCAGUCAUCAUCAGUUGCUGUGAAGCGAUCUGCGGCGGCUAAGCUGAGGCUUCUGGCGAAGAACCGGUCCGAUAAUCGGGUACUCAUUGGGGAGUCCGGCGCCGUUCCUGCUUUAAUUCCUCUACUUCGAUCUACCGAUCCAUGGACACAAGAACACGCUGUAACCGCCCUGCUGAAUCUCUCACUCCAUGAGUCUAACAAGGUUAUCAUCACGAACGCUGGAGCCAUUAAGUCACUGGUUUAUGUGCUCAAAACCGGCACCGAAACUUCGAAACAGAAUGCGGCAUGUGCUCUGAUGAGCCUCGCUCUGUUGGAGGAGAACAAAACUUCGAUUGGGGUUUGCGGGGCCAUCCCACCACUGGUAUCUUUACUAUUGAAUGGAUCGAAUAGAGGGAAAAAGGACGCGCUCACGACGCUCUACAAGCUUUGCUCAAUCAAGCCGAACAAGGAGCGGACUGUUACCGCCGGAGCUGUGAAGCCAUUGGUGGCGCUGGUAGCAGAGCAAGGGACGGGUUUGGCAGAGAAAGCGAUGGUGGUUCUGAGUAGCCUGGCUGGGAUUCAAGAGGGGAAGGAUGCUAUUGUGGAAGAGGGUGGAAUUGCUGCGCUUGUGGAAGCAAUUGAAGAUGGGUCAGUGAAAGGAAAAGAGUUCGCGGUAUUAACACUCUUGCAAUUGUGUGUUGAGAGUGUGAGAAAUAGAGGGUUGCUCGUAAGGGAAGGUGGAAUUCCACCUCUGGUCGCACUUUCUCAGACUGGAAGCGUUCGAGCAAAGCACAAGGCGGAAACGCUUCUGGGAUACUUGAGAGAACCAAGACAUGAAGCAUCCUCAUCAAGUCCUUAAAAACGGAAGGCCUUAGGUGGGUUUUUCUUAGAAGGUAAUUGUAUUAUUAAGUAGUGGUUUCGUGGUUGCUGUAUAUAGGGAGUGGUUUUUGUUUUUGUACAGCGUGGUUGAGAGAGAAUGUUGGAGGAAUUGUGAUUGUAGAAGGAAGUAGUGUUAGUAGUUCAGUUAGUAAAGCCAAAAACUGACGGUUAGAGAAGAAGAUGUAUGAUUGUUAACUAGGUUCUGGGAUAUCCUAUCCUUAUAAUGACUUUCCAUUUUGCUAAUAGUGGAAUAUCACUUGGUUUGGUUUUCUGGGUUUGGGGAUUUGAUGAAAUUCUGAUUGGGUUGCGUGUGUCUUGUCUUGUAUGGGUGAACCCAAAUUCUGUGGAACUCAUCUUCUUGUUUUACAUAUUUAAGCUGGGAAUUGCACAAAUUUUUGCAUUCUUCUUCA